Messenger RNA from Nerophis lumbriciformis (worm pipefish), 1755 nucleotides. NCBI's taxonomy places the organism in Eukaryota, Metazoa, Chordata, Actinopteri, Syngnathiformes, Syngnathidae. The record is from RefSeq and is a predicted model, not a curated record.
AUGGCGGCCCCGUUGGAAGACGCGCGGGACACCGUGGAAGACGAAGAAAGGGAGGCUGUCAACGAUGCAGAACUGGCACUCCGAGGCAUUAAUUUGCUUCUCAAUAAUGGAUUUAAGGAGAGCGACAAGCUUUUCAGAGCGCACAGAAACCACAGCCCUCUCAUGAGCUUUGGCGCCAGUUUUGUCAGUUUUCUGAAUGCCAUGAUGACAUUCGAAGAGGAGAAAAUGCAGUUGGCGUCCGAAGACCUAAAAGCCACAGAGAGGCUAUGCGAGAGCGAAAACGCUGGCAUCAUUCAAACUCUCAAAAACAAGAUGAAACGUUCGACGGACCCUUGGAGGUCAGGGUUGGCGGCUGUGGAACGACUCCAGAGGCAGAUCAUCAUUGCUGACUGCCAGGUUUAUCUUGCUGUGCUCGCUUUUACUAAACAAGAACUCUCAGCGUACAUAAAAGGAGGCUGGAUCCUCCGCAAAGCUUGGAAAGUGUACGACAAAUGUUACUGUGACAUCACACAGCUGCAGGAAUGCAGCGGCAGCGUUGGUGGCGGCAGCGGUAGGAGGAGAAGGAAAGCCUCUGAGCAGCAGGUCUCAUCAACCACGCCAAGCCCUUCCCCGCGGCCAGACUGCAUCAGUGCCGAAGACCUGGAUCGGCUCAAGGGCUCGGUCAGCUUCGGCUACGGCCUUUUCCACCUGUGCAUCUCCAUGGUUCCCCCGCACCUUCUCAAGAUCGUCAACCUGCUGGGUUUUCCCGGCGACCGUCUCCAUGGCCUGUCGGCGCUCACAUACGCUAGCGAGAGUAAAGACAUGAAGGCCCCCUUAGCCACCCUGGCCCUUCUGUGGUACCACACGGUAGUGCAGCCCUUCUUCGCCCUGGACGGCAGCGAUAGCCACUCGGGCCUUGCGGAGGCCAAAGCAAUUCUCCGUGAGCGGGAGACCAUUUACCCUGACUCGUCACUCUUCAUGUUCUUUAAAGGCAGAAUCCAGCGUCUUGAGAGUCAGAUGAGCGCUGCCUUGACAUCUUUCAAUAACGCCUUACAGCUGGCCUCAGAACAGAGGGAGAUCCAGCAUGUGUGCUUGUAUGAAAUUGGGUGGUGCAACAUGAUCGAGCUGAACUACUCUGAGUCUUUCAAGGCCUUCGAGCGUCUGAAGAACGAGUCUCGCUGGUCCCAGUGCUACUACGCGUAUUUGACCGGAGUUUGCCAAGGAGCCAUGGGCGACCUGCAGGGAGCCACGAGUGUUUUCAACGACGUCCCAAAACUGUUCAAACGCAAGAACAAUCAAAUAGAGCUCUUCUCCUUGAAAAAGGCAGAGAAGCUAAGGACCCCUAGUUUGUCCAAAGAGUUGUGCAUCCUCUCCGUCAUUGAGAUUCUUUAUCUGUGGAAAGCGCUCUGCAACUGCUCCACUAGUAAACUUCACUCAAUGUUAGAAGUCCUGCAGGCAAUUGAUGACGCGUCCUGCGCGGGCCUGAAAAACCUGCUUUUGGGCAUUGUGAGCAAAUACCUCAAUAACACAAAAGAAGCCAUUCAGUAUUUCCAAGUGGCCUCGCGCGACGAGAUCGGCCUGGUGAGCAACUCGUACGUUCAACCUUACGCCUGCUACGAACUGGGCUGCAUACUCAAUGAUUCAGAGUCUGCAGCCAAAGGCCACAUGUUGAUGCUUCAGGCGAAGGAGGACUUUGCAGGCUACGACUUUGAAAACAGACUUCACGUGCGAAUCCACUCAGCUCUCGCCUCCAUGAGAGCCGCAGGUCAUCAUUGA